Messenger RNA from Exophiala spinifera, 1260 nucleotides. RefSeq lists its product as uncharacterized. The transcript is spliced from 2 exons. NCBI's taxonomy places the organism in Eukaryota, Fungi, Ascomycota, Eurotiomycetes, Chaetothyriales, Herpotrichiellaceae. The coding region runs from base 1 to 1260 and encodes 419 amino acids. The record is from RefSeq and is a predicted model, not a curated record.
AUGGGCCCUCCAAGACCGUACUCUGGCUUUUCUGCCAAGAGUAUCCUCGACGUGGACUUGUGGAAGCGUUUCUACGUGGACGAGGACAUCACAGCUGACGCACCACCUCCAGAACGAAAUCCGCCGACAAUGGCGACAACAGAGACUAUGACUUUGUCUCCCUCUGAAACAGAGCAAGCGAUUUCUUACCUCUUGGAGCAAUCCAUAGAGACCAUCUUGCAUGAUAUUCUCCUGGAUAUCCACCAAGAAGAAAAGAUUGCUCGUAUGCAGACCGCUGUUGUCGAAAUUGAGCAAAGCGCCGAAAAGAUGGGAAGGAAACCUUUUGAGGACGAACAAAAUGGAGAGACCGAUGAAUCCAGCGAUCCCGUCGAAACUGAUGCCGCAGUGCUCCAAGGUCAACAGGUCCAAUUCAAAGGCAAUGUAAUGAAGACAGUCAAACACAUCAGAUGUCCGAACUGUCGUUUACGGAGACUGCUUUAUCCGCGGGUGGGUUUCAAUGCUCGGCCCGUCCCUGAUCCGAAUGAACAAUAUUGCAAGACUGAACCCAUGAUCAUCAUCGACAAGCACGAUGUUCAUGGACAACGUAAGAAAGGAGUCAAAAUGAAAGGACAAGCCAAGGGCAAAGGCAAAGGCAAGAAGAAUGAUCCGGCGUCACCAGCAUCCGAGAACUCGGAUCCUCUUACGCCUUCUUCAGGCCAUCCAAAUGACUCUUUCGAAUUCAAAGAAAUCGACUAUCCCGCGGCCAAGUGUCCCAAUAGGGAAUCCCACUUAGGCGACCACUGGAAGUCAGUCAAUGUCUUCGCGACACAUCUGAACGGCAGCUGCUACCUGAAGAAAGACCGUGCUGCUGGGCGAGAAGCAAAUGCCAAAAUCGGUGGUGGCACUCCACGAGACAGCCGUGCUAACUCUCCUAAGCCAACAGCCAACGGCACCAAACGCAAAGCAGACGAAGACAGCAACACAGGGGGUACGAAGAAGAAGCAGAAGACCGCAGCUGAGAUCAAGAGAGACAAGAAAGCCGCCACAGGACCUAGUAAGUUGCGCGAAACAAACAAUGUGGAUGACCAGGGUGACGAGAGUCCGAUGAAAGAUACAAAUGGAGACACGAUCCAAGUUACGCCAACGAAGAACGCAAGAGAUGCCAGUAACGAACCUACGCUGAAGCUCAAGAUAAAGACUGGGGCCGGUGGUGGCGAUGGGCCGGCGAAAAAGAAGCUGGGCAAACAGGCGAACUCCGGAAAGAAAGGAGCGAACUCCUAG